AUGUUUAAAAGUAAUACUUUAUUAAAACCAACUAUCAGAUACUUCUCAUCUAGUUUAAGAACCAUGUCAAUUGAAUAUAACGUUAUUAUCUUUGAUAAACCAAAUACUGAUAGAACAGAAAUCAGACCUCAACAUUUUAAAGGUAUUGCACCAACUGUUAAUUCAGGAAUUGUUAAAUCUGCUGGUGCCAUUUAUCAUGAUGAUGCUAAAACCAAGUUUGCUGGUAGUACUUUCCAUUUAGUAGCUGAUUCAAGAGAAGAUGUCAUUGCAUUCUUAAAAAAAGAUGUUUAUUAUAGUACUGGUAUUUGGGAUAUUGAAAAUGUUAUUAUUAACCCAGUUGGUAUAGUAGUUCGUUUACCAAAGAAAUUAGAUGGUGUUGAAGAUGAAUUCUAUAAAUUAUAA
This is a messenger RNA of Scheffersomyces coipomensis, 402 nucleotides long. It is a transcript of the gene OFR1, whose product is annotated as Ofr1p. The coding region runs from base 1 to 402 and encodes 133 amino acids. NCBI's taxonomy places the organism in Eukaryota, Fungi, Ascomycota, Pichiomycetes, Serinales, Debaryomycetaceae. The transcript has a single exon. The record is from RefSeq and is a predicted model, not a curated record.